CCUCGCGGCAGAGCUGUCCCACCUCCUCGCCCAGAACGGAGCCCGUGUUUCUGCAGAGCUGGAACUCCGGGCUCAGGGUCUCUUCCCUCCGCCGUCACUGAAGUGCCCCGGAGCCCGAGGGGAGGGCGGCCUCACUGAGGCUGCCGGCUCUGGAGGGGCCCCGGCGGCCGAACCCGCGACAGUCCUGGGGACCGCGGGCCGGUUGUUUCAGCAAGUAACUUAAAGACAAAAUGGAAAAACAAGGAGGUUUGUGCCUGAGAUCAUGUUGAUGUGAAACCAGGGAUGGCCACCUUGUGCCAGUGCUGAGUACAAGAGAAGGACUAAAUAUGUUCAGAAAAGUCUUAAUCCUGAGUGGAAUCAAACAGUAAUUUAUAAAAGUAUCUCCAUGGAACAGCUCAAGAAGAAAACACUGGAGGUGACAGUCUGGGAUUAUGAUAGAUUUUCUUCCAAUGAUUUUCUUGGUGAGGUAUUGAUUGAUUAAUCUAGCACAUCUCACCUCGAUAACAUGCCUAGGUGGUAUCCUCUCAAAGAACAGACUGAAAGCAUUGAUCAUGGCAAGUCCCAUUCCAGUCAAAGCAGCCAGCAGUCCCCAAAGCCGUCUGUCAUCAAAAGCAGAAGCCAUGGUAUCUUCCCUGACCCAUCCAAGGACAUGCAGGUUCCCACCAUUGAGAAAUCCCAUAGUAGUCCCGGUAGCUCGAAAUCCUCAUCCGAAGGCCGCUCCUCAUCUCCGCUCUCAUGGACCAUCUCGCAGUCAAAGCAAAACCAGCGUCACUCAGACCCACCUGGAAGAUGCAGGGGCUGCUAUAGCCGCUGCCGAAGCCGCCGUGCAACAACUCCGCCUUCAACCAACUAAUGGCAACCAAGACCAAAGCCAGCUAGCCCUCAGGAAGGUGAUGUCUGAUGGACCAGUCAAGCCAGAAGGAGGUGAGCAGAAAGGCACUAUUCAAAGCACACAGCAAGAACAUCCCCCAAAUUUAAAGCCCUCAUCUUUUAAUUUUUAGAGAUUGUCUGAUAAAGUAUGUUUAUCCACUUUUUAAUGUGCUUUUGCGGGCAUGGCAUUUCAGGACUUCAUCAUCACCAUGUAAGUCCCAAGAUCAGUCCCAUAAUAUAUUGGCUACAGUGAUUUGUAUUUUUCUACGCACUGGGCAUCUUUUGACUUUUGUUGGGAAAUAGAUUAGGUUAGUAGCAUGCGUUCCAUUCUGCAAUAUGAAUACUGUUAAUCUGUUCAAGCAUGACUAUAAAUAUGUUUCACUGUGAUAAAAGUUU
Molecule: messenger RNA, 1266 nt
Organism: Eubalaena glacialis (North Atlantic right whale)
Lineage: Eukaryota; Metazoa; Chordata; Mammalia; Artiodactyla; Balaenidae
Product: protein piccolo-like
Exons: 7
Coding region: 552-1001 (149 amino acids)
Source: RefSeq, a predicted model, not a curated record